CACAGAACGAUAACAAUGGCUGCUAUCGCUUCCAUCAACGCCGUCGCGCGCGUCGCCGCCCCCAAGGUCACCGCCCGCCGUUCCUUCCUCGGCAAGGGUGUCGCCGGCCUCGCGCCCGUGCGCCCCGCCGUCAGGUCCGUCGUCGUGCGCGCCGCCGCCGAGAAGGCCCAGGUCAUCAAGCCCCUCAACGGCGACCCCUUCAUCGGUAUGCUCGAGACCCCCGUGACGUCCGCGCCCAUCGUCGCCAACUUCCUCUCCAACCUCCCCGCGUACCGAACCGGCGUGAGCCCCCUCACCCGCGGCGUCGAGGUUGGCCUGGCGCACGGCUUCUUCCUCACCGGCCCCUUCAUCAAGCUCGGCCCGCUCCGCUCCACCGACGCCGCCGAGCUCGCGGGUUGCCUCUCCGGCGCCGGCCUCGUGCUCAUCCUCACCGCGUGCCUCUCCAUCUACGGCGCCACCGCCUUUCAGACCCCGGAUGUCGUCGGCGUGAAGACCCUCUCCGGCCGCGACAUUGCGCGCGAUCCGGUGCAGUCCUCCGAGGGCUGGGCGAAGUUCACCUCCGGCUGGCUCGUCGGCGGCCUCUCCGGCGUGGCCUGGUCCUACUUCCUCACCCAGGUCCUCCCCUACUACUCUUAAGCGGUGUGAUGAGCGGAGAUGGACUGUGGCGCGGCGAGUGCCGUCGACUCGACGUUUGAGCGAUGAUCGGGAGCGAAGAGCGACUCGGCCGGCGGUCCUAAUCGAUUAGUAGAGAGAGGCUGGCGUGUGAGUGAGGUCGUCCGGCGGGUGGCCACCCGCCGGGACGACGUGCUAAACCUUACAAUUGUGAUUUACACUUAGAUCGAAUCG
Messenger RNA from Micromonas commoda, 846 nucleotides. RefSeq names its product photosystem I subunit XI, chloroplast precursor (gene PSAL). NCBI's taxonomy places the organism in Eukaryota, Viridiplantae, Chlorophyta, Mamiellophyceae, Mamiellales, Mamiellaceae. Gene Ontology annotation, biological process: photosynthesis. The transcript has 4 exons. Bases 16 to 636 code for a protein of 206 amino acids. The record is from RefSeq and is a predicted model, not a curated record. Gene Ontology annotation, cellular component: chloroplast thylakoid membrane; photosystem I; photosystem I reaction center.